UGCAACAGAUUGCUCACGCAGCCGAGUACACAUGUUCUAUUAUCCACAACAAAGGUUACAUGUGCCCACACACACACACGUGAGCUGUUUUUUUUUUUCGGGCAGGUUUUUCAAUUCCCGAGUCUCAAAUCUCGGGUCCGAGGCGGCGUGGGCCCAGUUCUGGGACGGUGCUAUUUCCGUGGGAUCAAUAUAAGGGCGCAUGGUGUUUACAAACAUAACCAAAAGUGCUGAAGUGUCCGCUGGAAACGCAUAAAUAUUGCACCUUUCGUUUAAAAUCAACAAGUCGACAACAUGACGAGCUUAGAGCUGGACCUCAAUCAAUCGCUGGACCUGAGGAUAGCCCAGUUCAAAAACGAUGCGGAUAAGAUGCGUGACGUGAACGAUUUCCUGGGCGACCUUUUCGAUAAGGCCCAGAAGGAAGCGGAAAAACGAAACGGUAGCGCGAAACAAAAGGGCAAACUGGAUGCUUUAGGAUUACAAAAUGGAACAAAAAAAAUCGAAGCCUGGUCGAACCGCGCUAGAACGUCUGCAAGAACUUUUGCAUCCAGAAUUUUUACCACAAUUUGCAAUUGUACCAAUACAGUGCGGAGUACUCUUAUUACUCGCAACAAUAGUCAUUAGGAAGUACCUGAAGGGAACCAGCAAUACAUAGUAUGUUUUAAUCGGUGUUAAAAGAUGUUUCUAUCCGUAUAACGCUCUAAAGACCAAUAAUUGUCCCGGAGAUAUACGUAACGUUGAUGUGUGGAAUUAUACUUAUUCCAUUGUUGUUAUAACAUCGUCUCGAGUUAUCGCGAAACAGGGUGAAUAAUUCAAAAAAUGCAAUAACGUCAAAUCGAAUUUUAUGUUAAUAAUAAAAUUUCGAUUUUAUGAUACGUUUUAGUAAGGGAUUCAAGCAGUAUUUUCGAGAUUUCUUCCAUAACAUUCAGAGACGAGUGUUUCGUGUAUCUAUGUGAAAUAUUUUUAAACAGAGUUUGUUAAUUUUAAUGUAUAUUGUGUUUAAGUUUAUUUUUAUUUUAUACUGCAGGAUUUUUUACCUCGACAAUCAAAAUUGAAUCAUUCUACACUCACAUAUAAUUCCUAAUUACUUCUAUUAAAAGACUUAUACUUUAAGAACUAGUGAAAAGAUUAUCACUAUGCACACUAAUAAGAGUUGACAGUAAUUUUAUAUGUAAAUUUAUAAAAACAAAAUUAUUUUCACUACAUGUUUCAUUACAUUCUUCAUUUUGAACCUGUACAACUCAUCUUCCAACCAUAAAAUAUUUAGAUACUGGCAAAUAACUUUCCAUUGUCUUUAAUUGCGUGUCUAUAUUCUUCCACCAAUAUUUUACUGGAAAAUGUUACUCAUACUGAAACUUUAUGAACAGCAAAAAAUUAAUAAAAA
Molecule: messenger RNA, 1381 nt
Organism: Cylas formicarius (sweet potato weevil)
Lineage: Eukaryota; Metazoa; Arthropoda; Insecta; Coleoptera; Brentidae
Exons: 3
Coding region: 292-621 (109 amino acids)
Source: RefSeq, a predicted model, not a curated record